CGGAAAAAACGACAAGCAAUUUCAGUAUGAGUUAUGAGGAAGUGCGCUGAUGCUCUCCAAGUCAAAAAGCAAAAGUUGAAAGAACUUGAAAGUUCCUCAUCAGGACGUUUAAAGACAUCCUCAUCUUCUGCAGCCGCUCAAUCGAUCCUCCAGUCAGCCCGGACAGAGGGCUCGCCAGUGGCCGGGAGCAGAGAUGAAGACUCCGCAGAUGUUCCGAGAUUGCCCCGUGCCUCUGCUGGUGCUUGGGCUGCUCCUGACAGGAGUCUGCAUUAACGGGUACAAGCCUGUCAUCAUUGUGCAUGGCCUUUUCGAUGGGCCGAAAGAGUUCAAAACGUUGUCUCGUUACAUAAAUAAGGUGCAUCCAGGCACUGAGGUGGACGUGAUUGACUUGUAUGACAACAUGUGCAGUCUGAAGCCCAUGUGGACGCAGGUGCAAGGUUUCAGGAAAGCCUUCAACGACAUCGUGCAAAAGGCUCCUGAUGGCGUCCAUCUUCUGUGCUUCUCACAAGGUGGUUUAAUUUGUCGAGCACUACUCUCCAUGGUUCCAGAUCACAAAGUGCACACCUUCAUUUCGCUGUCAUCCCCACUGGCCGGGCAGUAUGGAGAGACAGAAUACCUGAAGCGGGUAUUUCCUGACUGCAUGAAGAAGACUGUGUUUCGUAUUUGCUACAACAGAGUGGGACAGAAAGUGUCUAUCUGUGACUACUGGAGGGACCCUCACCAUCGAUCGCGCUACCUGCAGAGAAACAGCUUUCUGGCUAUCCUCAAUGGGGACAGACCUCACAACAAAAUGAAAGCAUGGAGGGAAAACUUCCUUAGGAUCAAGAAGCUUGUGCUGAUUGGAGGACCAGACGAUGGCGUCAUCACACCGUGGCAGUCAAGUCACUUUGGAUUCUAUGACAGCAAUGAAACCAUUGUAGAAAUGGGGAACCAGGAGUUUUACAGAAACGAUACGUUUGGGCUGAAGACCCUAAACGCUCGUGGCGACGUGUCGGUGUGCCUUCACUCUGGAGUGAAGCACGUUCAGUGGCACUCAAACUACACAGUGUUCAGGAGCUGCAUAGAGAAGUGGCUCACAUGAAAACAGACUGAGAGAUGUUAAUGCAACGUCAUUAUUUAACUAAAAAAGUGUAUAUCAUCUAAACUGUAUUUCAUUCAUAUGAUUUUCAUUCAAGACAGCAAACAUAUAAACCAAAAUGGUAUGACAGUGGGGACAAACAAUGUUUCUAUAUGUUAUUGUCGUAGGUUUCCAUAAUGUAUUUUUUCCUUAUGAAGCAUUAAAUUGAGGUCAAUUAAUCGGUGUGUAAAUAUUGUGAGUGCAGUAAUAGUUCACUUCAUUACCAUGUACAUGUUUCCAAUAAAUAUAUAUAACCAAAUUCUGAAGAUUUUUACGCCUAGGAAUAGUCUAGGUCUAAGAUAAUGAAUAGUCCAGGGUAGUGAACAUGUUUCUUAUGUUUUCAAUUAAAACUAAAACACAAAAGAUAAAUGUUCACAUUUUCUAAAUAACUGCUCGUUUUUGCAUGAGACUUAAACAAUUGUGAACAAAAAUGGCUUUCAUACACAACUAACACUCUGUGGUGUUGGAUUUCCAGUGCUUUGAAUUAAAUGUUAUAGAAACAAGCUCAAAGUGUCUUUCAUAUUGCAAGUAAAAGUCAGUCUGAAGCAAGCCAUGCAUCGUGGCAUUUCAGGAGCCAUGAGUAAUCAAUCUCUGACCUCUAGUGGAAGUUAAUGGUACUCUGGAGUUAAAGAUGACUUCACACAGUGGUGAGUGAACACUAACUUGACCUCAACUAUUUGGGGUUACACUUUGAGGAAUAAGAUUGAGUCUCAACCCACAGAGUGCAGCUUAGUGAUACAUUUCUGUCUUAUGUGACAACUGAUGCUUUAAUAAAAUCUGAAAUGUUGUACCUGUAUUAAAUACAGUAUAUUGUUGGAACAGUAUGUUUAUUUUUUCAGACUUCUACCCAAACUGUUAAGUGAGGUUGUUCCCAAAAGCAUUUUGUGGUGUUAACAUCAGAGAUAUGAUGAAGUAUGAAAAUGUGAAAUGUGUUGCUGGGAUGUAACAAUAACGCUUGACCGAAACAAAUUCACACUGCAUGUUAACCCUAAUAAAAAACCCACUGCGCACAAGAAAAUAAACUCCUUUGCAUUC
Molecule: messenger RNA, 2152 nt
Organism: Eleginops maclovinus (Patagonian blennie)
Lineage: Eukaryota; Metazoa; Chordata; Actinopteri; Perciformes; Eleginopidae
Product: lysosomal thioesterase PPT2-like
Exons: 8
Coding region: 194-1081 (295 amino acids)
Cellular component (GO): lysosome
Molecular function (GO): thiolester hydrolase activity
Source: RefSeq, a predicted model, not a curated record